AUGUCUACACUUACGUUGGGCUCCUCGAAGCCUACCGAGAGCUCUCCGAAGCUGGAAUCAAAUGGCCCAGAGCUUCCUACAAGCUCUUCAAGGGCCACUGGAAGCUCUUCAAAACCGACUAAAAGCUCUCCAAAGCCAUCAAAAAGCACUUCCAAGCCCACCGCAAACCCCCAACCAACCGAACCCCCCUUCUCCUCGCUCCCCAACAGCAUCACAGAGCUCACCGAGAUCCUCACCAACCUCAGCCACCACCACCCCACGCCACCGACCAUCUCCGCCGUACCCCACACCGCACCUCCCGCUACCUCCACACCCGCACCCACACCCGCACCCAACCCCUACCACUUCCCCACCACCCUCGGCCCGCACCUCCACGAACAAACCUACAUCCUCUCCGCCCUCACCGCGCUCCUCCAGCUCCUGCACAACCAACGCUGGACGCCCACCACCGCCGCCACCAACCUCGCCUCCCUGCAGCGGAAGCGCAGCACCGUAUCAACACUCACGAUCCUGCCGCCGGAGCCAAAGGGCGGGGGCGAGAUGGCGACGCUGCAGUACGUGGCGCUGAAGGAGCAGAAGGAGAUGUGGGAGGCGAUGACGGUGGCGCAGCGGGAGUGUGAGUAUGAGGAGCUGUUGGAGAGGGUGGAUGCGGCGAGGGCGAGGGUGGAGGCGGGGGAAGGGGAGAGGGUGGGUGUGGGGGAGGAGGUGUUGAGAGAGUUUGAUGCGCAGUUUGAUGAGGCGGUGGAUGUGCUGGUGGAGAGGUGGGGGGUGUGGGCGACGAAGGGGCUGGGCGAUGAUAUGGUGAUGCCGUGUUUGUAUGGGGAGUUUAUGGACUGA
Molecule: messenger RNA, 837 nt
Organism: Morchella sextelata
Lineage: Eukaryota; Fungi; Ascomycota; Pezizomycetes; Pezizales; Morchellaceae
Exons: 1
Coding region: 1-837 (278 amino acids)
Source: RefSeq, a predicted model, not a curated record